AUGAUCUCCAAGGCUCUGGAUGUAGAUAAUCGUACAGCAACAACACAUUUCAUUCUUCUGGGAUUUCCAACAAGACCUGUCUUCCAGUUGCUCCUCUUUUCUGUUUUCCUGGCAACUUACCUGCUGACCCUGCUAGAAAACUUCCUUAUCAUCCUAGCCAUUCGCAGUGAUGGACAGUUGCACAAGCCAAUGUACUUCUUCCUGAGCCAACUUUCUUUCCUGGAGAUGUGGUAUGUCACAGUCAUCAGCCCCAAGAUGCUAGUAGACUUCCUCAGCUAUGACAAGAGCAUUUCUUUCAAUGGUUGCAUGACUCAGCUUUACUUCUUUGUGACUUUUGUCUGCACUGAAUAUAUCCUCCUUGCUGUCAUGGCCUUUGACCGCUAUGUGGCCAUCUGCAAUCCAUUACGCUACCCAGUUAUUAUGACCAACCAGCUUUGUGGUACAUUAGCUGCGGGAUGCUGGUUCUGUGGACUCAUGACUGCCAUGAUUAAGAUGGUUUUCAUAGCCAGACUCAACUACUGUGGCACACCUCACAUUAAUCACUACUUUUGUGAUAUCUCCCCACUCCUCAACGUUUCCUGUGAAGACUCUUCGCAGGCCGAGUUGGUGGACUUCUUCUUGGCCCUCAUGGUCAUUGCUGUUCCCCUUUGUGUAGUAGUUGCAUCCUAUGCCACCAUCCUCACCACUAUCCUCAAAAUUCCUUCUGCUCAGGGUCGCCAAAAGGCAUUCUCCACUUGUGCCUCUCACCUCACUGUUGUAACUCUCUUCUAUUCUACUACCCUUUUCACCUAUGCCCGCCCCAAACUUAUGUAUGCCUACAAUUCCAACAAAAUAGUAUCUGUGCUCUACACAGUCAUUGUCCCUCUCCUCAACCCCAUAAUUUACUGUCUCAGAAAUCGUGAGGUAAAAGCCGCUCUCAAGAAGAUCAUACUUUGCAAACAAAGUGGGAGCAGAGAAGAUAAGGCUUUGAGUGGUUAG
Molecule: messenger RNA, 978 nt
Organism: Elephantulus edwardii (Cape elephant shrew)
Lineage: Eukaryota; Metazoa; Chordata; Mammalia; Macroscelidea; Macroscelididae
Product: olfactory receptor 6Y1-like
Exons: 1
Coding region: 1-978 (325 amino acids)
Biological process (GO): G protein-coupled receptor signaling pathway
Cellular component (GO): membrane
Molecular function (GO): G protein-coupled receptor activity; olfactory receptor activity
Source: RefSeq, a predicted model, not a curated record